Messenger RNA from Strongylus vulgaris, 366 nucleotides. Lineage: Eukaryota; Metazoa; Nematoda; Chromadorea; Rhabditida; Strongylidae. The record is from the annotation of a GenBank genome assembly.
GUUGAUGUGUUUCCGAAUACUUAGAGCUCUAACGUUGUUUAAAAGCUGUAAUGGCUUUAUAGGCGUGUGCUAAAGUGUAGACACUUUCAGACCCAUAUUCCUGAGCCCCUCUCAAGUAAUUCGGGAAAAAGCCGAGACCGGUGGCCGAAUUCUGAAACGAUAUCGAUGGACAAGGUGGAUAUUCGGGAACGAUGUUUUGCUUCCAGCAUAUCGCACAGUUACGCCGAACAACCAAGCAGAACCUCCUCCAAGGUACGAACACCCGAACAGGAGGUAUGCCGAUAACAGGAUUAGCACAACCAAGUAUAGUAUACUUACUUUUUUGCCAAGGAAUUUGCUAGAACAGAGAAGAGAUAUUCGGUAGUC